ACCUUCUCUGCUAGAAAGAAAACACCUUAAACUUCUGAUAUCAAGAAACAAAAAUGGCGUUCAACACGAAGCUACUUUUGGCCAUUUGCUGCGUCGCAUUGGUCUUCACUCUUGUCUCUGCAAACAUUUCCCAAGCAGAGAUCGAUGGCUUCCUCGAGGAGCACAACAAGGCUCGUAAAGAGGUCGGCAACAAACCCCUUAAGUGGAACACAACCUUGGCCCAGUAUGCCCAAGAAUAUGCCAACAAAAGAGUUGACGACUGCGCUAUGGAGCACUCAAGAGGGCGUUGGGGUGAGAACUUGACCUCGGGUGACGGCAUGACUGGCGCAGCUGGCACUAAAUAUUGGGUCACCGAGAAAGAGUUCUAUGACCCCAAGUCCAACAAAUGUGUCAAAGAGGAAUGUGGUCACUACCUUGCUGUGAUCUGGGGCAAAACUACCGAGGUCGGAUGUGGCAUUUCAAAGUGCAAGGAUGGAAAGAACUACAUCGUUUGCAGCUACGAUCCCAUGUACCAGCCCGAGGACGAGCGCCCAUACUAGAGGUGACAAGAGAAUGGAUAAAAAAUGAAAAGAAUAAUAUUAUUUCAUUUUUUUUGUAAUUUGAAACUAAAUAUUAUCUCAUUCUCUUUAUGUUUUUUUUUAUUUUUGCUCAAUCUCAAUUGUCUAAUGCCUCCCCAUCUCGUAUUUGUCUUUAAUUUUGUUUGAAAAAUACGACAAAUGUGAUAUCGAAAGGAUGUUAAGUGUAUGUUUGGUAUUUUAUUUGAAUUCAACUUUUUAAACUUUAA
This is a messenger RNA of Prunus persica (peach), 784 nucleotides long. Its product is annotated as basic form of pathogenesis-related protein 1. The coding region runs from base 54 to 539 and encodes 161 amino acids. The transcript has a single exon. NCBI's taxonomy places the organism in Eukaryota, Viridiplantae, Streptophyta, Magnoliopsida, Rosales, Rosaceae. The record is from RefSeq and is a predicted model, not a curated record.